Molecule: messenger RNA, 2461 nt
Organism: Corylus avellana
Lineage: Eukaryota; Viridiplantae; Streptophyta; Magnoliopsida; Fagales; Betulaceae
Product: putative pentatricopeptide repeat-containing protein At5g52630
Biological process (GO): RNA modification
Molecular function (GO): zinc ion binding; RNA binding; protein binding
Source: RefSeq, a predicted model, not a curated record
CAAAUUAUUUUCCAAAAUUUGCUUUUACACCCCUUCUUAUGAAAGCAUCUAGCAGGCUCAUGCUCUGGGACUCUGCCACCAUAGCCCAAGUUAUUCAAACCUACGCACAAACCAGACAGUUGAACAAAGGGAAGCAGCUCCACGGUCAGCUAAUAUGCGCCGGGUACCCACUAUGCACCUUUCUCACCAACCAUCUCCUCAAUAUGUACGCCAAAUGUGGAUACCUCGAUCAUGCUCUGAAACUGUUCGACACAAUGCCUCAGAGAAACAUAGUUUCUUGGACAGCGAUGAUCACUGGGUUUUCUCAAAACUUGAGGCUUCCAGAAGCGUUGGAGACAUUUUGUCAAAUGCAAAAUGCUGGGGAAAGCCCUAACCAGUUUGCAUUUUCGAGUGUUGUUCGAGCUUGUGCUUCUCUUGGGUGGAUUGAGAUUGGGAGGCAGAUGCAUUGUCUUGCUUUAAAAUGUGGGUUUGGUUAUGAAUUGUUUGUGGGUAGUAAUUUAGCGGAUAUGUAUUCGAAGUGCAGGGCGAUGAUUGAUGCUUGUAAAGUUUUUGAGGAGAUGCCAUGUAAGGAUGAGGUGUCGUGGACCACUUUGAUUGAUGGGUAUGCAAAGAAUGGUAAUUUUGAGGGAGCUUUAUUAGCUUAUAAGAGGAUGAUCAAUGAUGGUUUUGUGAUUGAUCAACAUGUUCUUUGUAGUACUUUAAGUGCUUGUGGGGCACUUAAGGCUUGUAACUUUGGGAAGUCACUACAUUCGAGUGUUGUGAAGUUGGGAUUUGAAUUAGAUAUUGCUGUAGGGAAUGCCCUCACGGAUAUGUAUGCAAAAUCAGGAGAUAUGGAAAGUGCUUCAAAUAUGUUUGAUACUGAAUCUGAGGGUAGAAAUGUUGUGUCUUGUACUUCUUUGAUUGACGGGUAUGUUGAGAGGGAUCAGAUCGAGAAGGCAUUAUAUAUUUUUGCUGACUUGCGGAGGCAGGGAGUUGAACCUAAUGAGUACACUUUCUCUAGCUUGAUCAAGGCUUGUACUAACCAGGCUGCACUUGAACAAGGAACCCAACUCCAUGCCCAAGUGGUUAAAUUUAAUUUUGAUACCGACCUUUAUGUUUCUUCAAUUCUUGUUGACAUGUAUGGGAAAUGUGGCUUGCUUGAUGACUCAAUCAGGGUCUUUGAUGAGAUUGGAGACCCGGCUGAAAUUGCAUGGAAUUCAUUGGUGAGUGUGUUUGCGCAGCAUGGUUUAGGAAAAGGUGCUAUAGAAACUUUUGAUAGGAUGAUCCAUAAAGAAGUGAAACCAGAUGCAAUAACAUUUGUCAGUCUUUUAACAGCGUGUAGCCAUGCUGGACUAGCAGAGGAAGGGUUAAAGUACUUCCAUUCCAUGGAGAAGACUUAUGGUGUAGUGCCUAGAGAAGAACAUUAUUCCUGUGUUAUUGAUUUACUUGGCCGAGCUGGAAAGCUUAAGGAAGCUGAAGAAUUUAUCAACAACAUGCCAAUUGAGCCAAAUGCUUUUGGAUGGUGUUCUUUUCUCGGGGCUUGCAGGAUCCAUGGUGACAAGGAGAGGGGCAAACUUGCAGCUGAGAAACUGAUGAAGCUUGAACCUGAAAAUAGUGGUGCACAUGUUUUGCUUUCCAAUAUACUUGCAAAAGAAAGGCAAUGGGAAGGCGUGAGGAAUAUAAGGAAGAUGAUGAGAGAUGACAAUGUCAAGAAAUUGCCAGGUUAUAGUUGGGUUGAUGCUGGAAACAAAACCCAUAUUUUUGGAGCUGAAGACUGGUCUCACCCUCAAAAGAAAGAAAUAUAUGAGAAGCUUGACAGUCUUUUUGAUCAGAUAAGAAAAGCUGGGUAUGUUCCUUAUACAGAUUCUAUUCCAUUUGAUAUGGAUGAUAGUAUGAAGGAGAAGCUUCUUCAUCAUCACAGUGAGAGGAUAGCUAUUGCAUUUGCACUCCUUAGCAUUCCAGCUGGGAAGCCAAUCAUUGUGAAGAAAAAUUUAAGGGUGUGUCUGGAUUGCCAUUCUGCAAUUAAGUACAUUUCCAAGGUGGUUGGGAGAAAGAUUAUUCUCAGGGAUAACAGCAGAUUUCACCAUUUUGCAGAGGGGUCAUGUUCCUGUGGAGAUUAUUGGUAAGGUUUCCUAGAGAAUUUUUCAAGUCAAUGCCCAGAAUACAUGAGUGGUAUUCACGGCCUAGGAGUUCUGGGUAACUGCAGAGCUUCUCUGACUGAUUGUUUGCCAUUUAAACUGGAGAACCCAUUCACAGGUGGUGAGCCAGAGUACUCAAUUUUCUGAUAAUUAGAUACAAAUUUCUCGCAUCCGUUUGGGCUGGCUCGAUAUCCCCAUAUCCAUUUCCUGAUUGGAUUGGAUCGUUCUCUUCUCACCAGUAACUUAAAUCCAUAUUGCAGGUGCUGGAAACACGAUCAUGUCAAUAUGAUAAACUUGGAUGUUUAUAGCUAUUGACAAUCGAUAAAGAGCAUAUUUGGAAUUGC